AUGGCGCCCCGAACGUCCCGAUUACUCGCGUCCGCGUCCGCGGCUGCCGACAAGGCACACGAGCCCGAAGACAACAUUAGCCUCGACGUUCCAGAGCAACUUUUGACCCCCGAGAACAGCCGUUCUGAGACAUCGAGCAACAAUGAAAACGCGUUGACUGACGAAAAUACCGCGGGACGGCGGAGGUCAACACGAGUCGCACGCGCAUCGCUGGCCGGUCAGCCACUGGACGACACAGCUGAGAAGAACGGAUCCGCCGCUUCCUCCAGCGAAGCCUACGUCGCUAGCCUCGCCAACGCAAAAAGAUCCCAUUCCUCUCUGCGUCACAGUAUUGCCGUGAUGGAAAAUUCCUUAUGGAACGGUACUCCAGACGAGGAUGCUGCGGCAGAUGAUCACCCAAUGGCCCCCGAUACCCCGGUCUCAAAGUCUUCCCAAGAGUUGCAAUCCGAGGAUAUGAAUAUGUCGCUUCAACAGCGGGCACUACGGAAGCGUGUGGACAAGGCAUUGGAGGAAGAUGAGGAAACGCCCAAAUCGAAGCCAACCCCGACUCGUGCCGCUUCCCGCAAGUCUCUACGGCGGUCAGGUCGCAUAGGUAUUUUGGAUAAGGCUUCUGACCUCGUUGAUCGGGCCCACAGUAUUCUGGGAAAGCGCACGAGAAGUAUGGCAGAUAAGGAACUUGGUCGUCGUGCUAGUCUCCGGCCUCGUAAUCUGGCCCCGACAAAAGAAGAGAAUGAGCAUGCAACGAAGAAGCGCCGAGUCUCUGAGAGUGAUUUGUCCAAGCUCAAAUCUCAGGAUACGCCUGCUCCCGAGGAACCGUCCGCACCAUCCUCGCCUCGGCCUAAGCGCAAGCUGUGGCUGUCUCACGGUCUCUACACUGGACAGGAACCUUCGGACUCCCCUCCCAAACAGCGCCGGAGCAAGAAUUCUAAGAAGACUGGAACUGGUCCCAUGCACCGUACUAUUCUUCCUAUGCCCAUGUUCAAGGGUGCUCGGCUGUUGAAGAACGGAAGAGAUUACCAACUGCCAUACGACAUCUUCUCGCCUCUCCCGCUUGGCCAGCCCAAGCCCGAUGAGUGGCGCAAGACUAACAAGAAUGUUUUUGUUGGCGACGCCGGAAGCUUUUGGAAAGCGAACAAGAACCUCGAGCUGUCUACUUGCAUGUGUGAGGAGGAAACUGGCUGCGACGAAAAUUGCCAGAAUCGCUACAUGUUCUACGAGUGUGACAACGGUAACUGCAGGCUGGGUCCAGAGUGCGGGAACCGAAACUUCGAGGGACUCAAGCACCGCACCAAGGCUGGUGGCAAGUAUAACAUUGGAGUCGAGGUCAUCAAGACACAGGAUCGUGGCUACGGCGUCCGCAGCAACCGUUCCUUUGAACCCAAUCAGAUUAUUGUGGAGUAUACUGGAGAGAUUCUCACGCAGUUUGAGUGCGAGAAGAGGAUGAGAACAGUGUACAAGAACAAUGACUGCUAUUAUCUCAUGUAUUUUGAUCAAAAUAUGAUCAUUGAUGCGACGCGUGGGUCCAUCGCUCGCUUCGUCAAUCAUGCAUGUGAUCCCAACUGUCGUAUGGAGAAAUGGACUGUUGCUGGAAAGCCUCGCAUGGCCCUCUUUGCCGGAGAUCGUGGAAUCUCCACUGGGGAGGAAUUAAGUUAUGACUACAAUUUCGACCCAUACUCCAACAAGAACGUGCAACAAUGUCGCUGUGGAUCAGCCAAUUGCCGAGGCUUCUUGGGGCCACGUCUGAAGGAUAAGCAACAGCGCGCUAAAGAGCUUGAGCAGAAGCGGAAGGCCGAUAGUUUGAAGAAGACCAAGAAAGUCAUCGGCAAAAAGCGCAAGGCUGCAGCAGAGUCUUCAUCCGAAUCUGGGUCUGAUUCCGAAUCCGAAACCGAGUCUGAGUCUGAAUCUGAGUCCGAUUCCGAGGAAGAUGAGCUGCCAAAGAGCAAACGUCGCAAGCUGAUGUCAACGAAAUCUAUUCGGGCUGGUGUCAAGAAGGCCGUGGCAACUGUCCGGGGAAAGAAGACCACGAAGACCACAGCAAAGGCCAAGACCACCACCAAGGCGAAGAACGUCAAGUUGCCCAAAGUCAAAGCUACAGGGAGAGUGAAGGCUGCUGUACGCGCUACUCGUGGUACGAAAAUUACCACGACUACGAAAGCCACCAAAGCCACCAAGACCACCAAGGCGGCCCCAGCUUCGCCCGCCAAGAAGUCAACAACAACGCUCAAGCGUCCAUCUGCCGAGACCAAGAAGAAGAUUCUCGCCACUGCUUCCAAGGGUGCCGUAGGCCGUCCUCGCAAAAAUGUUGCGCAAAAGGCUUCUGCUAAGAGCCCCGUCAAGGCGAAAAGCCCUGCUAAGAAAGGCCUCGGCAGAAAUGUCAAGAGCGUCGCUCGGCGUGUUGUGCGAUCUGUCAGGGGAACAAAGAAACCUUGA
Messenger RNA from Penicillium antarcticum, 2430 nucleotides. RefSeq names its product putative histone-lysine N-methyltransferase (Ash1). Gene Ontology annotation, biological process: regulation of DNA-templated transcription. The transcript is spliced from 4 exons. Gene Ontology annotation, molecular function: protein binding; histone H3K36 methyltransferase activity. Lineage: Eukaryota; Fungi; Ascomycota; Eurotiomycetes; Eurotiales; Aspergillaceae. Bases 1 to 2430 code for a protein of 809 amino acids. The record is from RefSeq and is a predicted model, not a curated record. Gene Ontology annotation, cellular component: chromatin; nucleus.